Messenger RNA from Salvia hispanica, 2361 nucleotides. Its product is annotated as potassium channel KAT3-like. Lineage: Eukaryota; Viridiplantae; Streptophyta; Magnoliopsida; Lamiales; Lamiaceae. Gene Ontology annotation, molecular function: voltage-gated potassium channel activity. Gene Ontology annotation, biological process: potassium ion transport; transmembrane transport. Gene Ontology annotation, cellular component: membrane. The record is from RefSeq and is a predicted model, not a curated record.
CAUCGUAGUUGGCUCAGACCUGAGACCUUUGACUUCAGAAUUAACCACUUUAUCACUAGGCCAACUGUCGUUCCUUCUUAGUCCUUCACUCCCAUCCAUCUGUCAAUGCAAACUUCUCAUAAAUGGAAAUUACAAGUGAGUAUAUACAACCUCAAUCCAACCACCUCAUUGUAUAUAAACUUGUCAGUCCUACACUUACUACAUACUAACAAAAACCUCACUCCACUUCACUAACUAACCUUUGAUCUCUCAACGCCACAACCACAAAUGUCUCUUUCUUGUCUAAAAACCGUCCUUGGUAAAAACCUCUCCAACCACCAUUUUCACAUCGACAACGCCACCGAUCUCCCUCCAUCGACCACCACCCGCGCCAAGACGUCACGGAACCACAUCAUCUCACCUUACAAUCCAUGCUAUAGGAUUUGGGAGACGUUCCUCGUCCUCCUCGUCGUCUACUCAGCCUGGAUUUCGCCUUUCCAAUUCGCAUUCCUGACCUACAAGCAAGACACCCUCUUUGUAGUGGACAACAUCAUCAAUGGCUUCUUCGCAGUAGACAUUGUCCUCACCUUCUUCCUCGCCUACCUCGACCCCCAGUCCCACGUUAUAGUAGACGAUCCAAAGAGAAUCGCAGUGAGGUAUCUAACAUCGUGGUUCCUCUUUGAUGUCUGCUCAACUAUUCCAUUCCAAUUUCUUGCAAUAUGCUUCACAUACAGCAGCGGCGGAUUGGGGUUCAACUUGCUCGCCAUGCUUCGCCUAUGGCGCCUCAGACGCGUUAGCUCCCUGUUCGCGAGGCUAGAGAAGGACAUCCGGUUCAACUACUUCUGGACUAGAUGCACCAAGCUUGUCGCUGUGACUCUUUUCGCGGUGCAUUGCGCGGGGUGCUUCAACUACAUGAUCGCGGACCGAUACUCGGACCCGAGGCGGACGUGGAUCGGGGCGGUGUAUCCGGAUUUCAAGGAGAUGGGGAUUUGGGACAAGUACGUGGCGGCAUUGUAUUGGUCGAUUGUGACGCUGACGACGACGGGGUAUGGCGACCUGCACGCGGAGAAUCCGAGGGAGAUGCUUUUCGACAUCGUGUACAUGCUCUUCAACCUCGGAUUGACCUCGUAUAUAAUCGGAAACAUGACGAAUCUCGUCCUCCAUUGGAGCUGCUCCACUGCGCACUUUAGGGACAGUAUUGCGGCGGCUUCGGAGUUCGUGAAGCGGAACCAGCUGCCUUCGGAUAUCAAGGAGCAGAUUCUUUCGCACAUGUGUGUGAAAUUCAAGACGGAGGGAGUGAAGCAGCAGCAGACAUUGAUGGAGCUGCCCAAGGCCAUUCGUUGCAGCAUUGCGCAGUUUCUCUUCUCCCCUGUUGUUCGACAAGCUUCCAUUUUCCAUGGUGUAUCACAAGACUUCCUUCUUCAAUUGGUGGCAGAAGUGGAAGCGGAGUGGUAUCCUCCAAGAGAAGACAUCAUCUUGCAAAAUGAGGCAUCAACAGAUGUAUAUGUAAUCAUCUCUGGAUCAGUGGAUUUUGUGGCGAAGAUCAAUGGACGUGAUCAAAUUAUUGGGAAGGCCUCUGCGGGAGAGAUGGUGGGAGAAGUUGGUGUUCUGUGUGAAAAACCGCAGCCGUUGGGCGUUCGGACGGCUGAGAUCUCUCAGACGCUACGGCUCAACAAGAACGCAUUUCUCAGCGUUCUCCGAUCCAAUCCUCAUGAUGAACACAUUGUUAUGAACAAUUUGUUUCAGAAACUCAAGGAGUGGAAAGGUGUUGACAUUGAGGGCCAAUAUGACCCGAGUCAAAUGCUCAAUAAUUGGUGGGAUUUGAAUUCGAGACCGUGCCAGAACUCUUCUGGCCACCUCGAGAUGGUAAGGCUCUCAGUGGAGAGGAAAGAGAAAGAGAAUACACGGAGCGAUGAACAUCAUCAUCAUCCAACAAAAGAUGAUGAGGUGCAAAAUCAAGGCAUGAUAGACCACCAUGAAAAUAGCCGGAAAUCAAGGUCGGAGAAGAGAGUAACGAUUCACAUGAAUUUCAAUGAGGAUAGGGUUGCACGAAAACAUCAUGGAAAGCUCAUAAUCCUACCCAAUUCACUACAAGAGCUUCUCAAAAUAGCAGGUGAAAAAUUUGGUGACAAGAAUCUUGAAAGAGUAGUAAACGAAGAAAAUGCACAAGUCGAAGACUUGAGCGUUGUGAGAGAUGGUGAUCAUCUCUUUCUUCUACCAAGAAAUGUGUGAAGGUGUUGAAAUGUGUUAAGUGAUGACUAUUAUCAUAUGCAAAUGCAUAAUGAUAUAUAGAGCAAUUUAUUCGCUCUUCAUUAAUCUAACUAGUAGUAAUAUUGACUGCAUAACAAGAAAUGAUUUCAAGCAAUAUAUCUGUUUCUAUGA